This is a messenger RNA of Nelumbo nucifera (sacred lotus), 1217 nucleotides long. RefSeq names its product vesicle-associated membrane protein 722. NCBI's taxonomy places the organism in Eukaryota, Viridiplantae, Streptophyta, Magnoliopsida, Proteales, Nelumbonaceae. The record is from RefSeq and is a predicted model, not a curated record. Gene Ontology annotation, biological process: vesicle-mediated transport. Gene Ontology annotation, cellular component: membrane.
UCUCUGCAACUUCCGCCGAACAUUUCUUUGUCCUCGCAACAAAAACCGACAACACAGUCUGAUUCCUCCUCCAUCGUCUCUCCAUCUCCAUCUCCAUCUCUCUCCGUUUUCCUCUCCAAUAUCACUUCCUCUGCAAUUCCUAGGUUAGGAUUAGGGUUUGCGAGAUGGGGCAACAGUCUUUGAUCUAUAGCUUCGUCGCUCGAGGAACAGUGGUCCUCGCUGAAUACACCGAGUUCACAGGGAAUUUCACCAGCAUCGCUGCUCAGUGCCUUCAAAAGCUUCCUGCUACCAACAAUAAGUUCACCUACAACUGCGAUAGCCACACCUUCAAUUAUCUUGUUGAAAACGGUUUCACCUACUGUGUGGUGGCAGUUGAGUCUGUUGGAAGACAAAUCCCCGUUGCCUUUCUGGAACGAGUUAAGGAUGAUUUUAACAAGAGAUAUGGAGGAGGGAAAGCUGCAACUGCUGUAGCCAACAGUCUUAACAAGGAGUUUGGGCCAAAAUUGAAGGAACACAUGCAGUACUGUGUUGAUCACCCAGAGGAGGUCGGCAAACUAGCAAAAGUGAAGGCUCAGGUGUCAGAAGUCAAGGAAGUGAUGAUGGAAAAUAUUGAGAAGGUUCUUGACCGAGGUGAGAAAAUAGAGCUUCUGGUGGACAAAACAGAGAAUCUUAAGUCACAGGCACAAGAUUUCCGGCAACAGGGGACCAAGAUGAGGAGGAAGAUGUGGCUGCAGAAUAUGAAGAUAAAGCUUAUAGUUUUGGGUAUUAUAAUUGCUCUGAUUCUCAUCAUAGUCUUGUCCAUUUGCCAUGGCUUCAAUUGCUGAUGAAGAACGUUUUCUCUGUUUCUCUUCCUAUACUCGUGCUUUUGAUUAGAAUUGUCAUACUGGAGGAUUGUUCCUUGUCUUUAGUUCUAAUGUUUCCCUUUGUCAAUGAAUUUUUCCCUUUUACCUUUUGGUCUUCUUUCCCCACCAUUUUGGUUAUCCACCCCUUUUACUUGUCGCCUAGCAUUUUGGGGGGUGGGAAUGGUUUGUAUUACGCUGCGUGUAUAGAUUGUACGCAUGAAUUCUUUAUAUGUGAGUAGAAGAGUCUCUUGUUUCUGGAAGUUCAAGCUUUUACCUGUUUGGAGAAUUUGUUGGAAGUUGGAACUAUAACUAUAUUGUUACCAUAACACCAGGUAUUGCAAUGCUAAUUUUCAGCCAUUGGGGUUUGUUAUCCAA